CUGCGAUCGGUCAGUACAAAUCUUGCCAGCCAACGGUCAACACGCGCGUUCUUCCGGAGAGCUACAUUUUAGGUUUCAAAGCCAAAAUUAACGAUAUUUUCAGACAGUGUUUAAGUGAUUCGAGAGCAUUUCAGAUUCAAUUCGUUUUUUUUUAGUAAAAUUGAACAAAAAUGUGACUUAAUAGUGACGCAAAGUUUGAACAACAUCCUCCAACAAAAGGGCAAGAAGCCAUUCGGUGUGAACAAAAAGUUAAAGUUUGGGAACGGAUAUCCUAUAUGCGUGUCAAUGAACACGGGCGCAACAUCAGUGUUUCGAAGGAAAUCUUAACAAAUGCCUAAAACGCAUCGACAAAAGUGAUCGAAUGCAGGCGCAGUCAGGCGCAGGGAUUAAACGGUUGCGUGAUUUUGAUGUGAAACCUUCGGAAGAACCCGUAUAAUUUGCUUUGAUCUGCCAGUGCUUUCGUUGCAGACCGGGGCCAAAGACCCUGGUUCGAAGUUUUCUUGUUUAUUUUGCGUGUUCGAUCAACAGAACCGGGAAUAAUAGCCGGAAUUGGCCGUCGUCAUCGUCGGUAGUGAUUAAUUACAGGGAUCAAUUUCCUGGCGGUUAAAUCGGCUAGUGACAAGUUGAUAGAAAGAAAUAACAAAAAGAGUUCAGCAUUCGUGAUAUGAUAAAAUUAAGCUGGAGGAAAACAUUUGAAAACAUUUGGAGAUUACUACAAGCAACAGUUGAAUAAAGGUCUGAGAGCGAUCACUCCAGCACCAGUCCAGAGUUUAAAACAAUAAUGGAAGCUCAUCCCAUCGAGAGAAAGAUGUGCAAAAGUGCGAUGUUCAACAGCUGCCUGGUUAUAAUUCCGAUUGCAGCCCUACAGCUUUGCUCGACAGUCUUAGGGCAACAAUUUCGCAGUGUCCCCACCACGGUCAAAACCUACGAGAACGAAACCGUGCUGCUGCCCUGCUAUCACAACUCCCCCUACAGGUACGUCCGGUGGUCCCGGGACGAUUUACUGCUGACCGAUUCGAGGUAUCCGGAUCUGACUCCACCACCGAGGGUGCAGCUGUGGAAAAAUGGCAGCCUUGAAGUUAGUCAGGUGCAAACGGAAGACACUGGGGACUAUACCUGUGAAAUUAUCACCGAAGGAGGGCGGGCGCUGCAACAUCAUGCCAUCGAGGUUCAAUUUCCUCCAAUUCUGUCCAUGUACCCAACAGGGGAUAUCGAGGUACGAGUCGGACAAAUUUUAGAAGUCAUAUGCGACGCCACUGGCGUACCUACACCAUUCAUUACAUGGGAUUUUAAGGACGCAAAUGUUACCUACGAAAACAAACGGCACCUUACCAUUCUGGUGGAAGAUAAGGACUUUGCCGGGCCGGUUGAAUGUGCGGCCACAAAUGGCGUAGGCGAAGAGGCACGAGCAGCUCUCAACGUCAUUGUUCAUUAUGAACCAGAGGUCAGCGCCAAAACAUCCAUAGUACACACCAAAAAUGGCCAAUUGGCCCAACUGGAGUGCACUGUCAAUUCUGUUCCUCCAGCAACCAUGCACUGGUUCCACAAUAAUCUCCCACUAUCCACGGAUAGACGAUACAGCAAACAAGACAAUCCAGUUAGUGAAAACAUUCACCGGCACAUUCUUUCGAUACGCAACGUCAAAGACGGUGAUCUUGGCCAGUACGAAUGCAAGGCAGAGAACAAGGUCGGAAUUCGGGGUGCUCACAUCGAACUGACAGGACGACCGAUGACGGUUUCCUUCAAACCUUCUACCGAACUGACUUCGCCGAACAAACACAAUCUAAUCUGGCAGGUCGAAAGCUUUUCGCCGGUUAUAGAGUACAAAUUGAAGUUCCGGAAGAUUCCUUCCGGAGAUAUAACGCCGAACAAGCGGUAUCCGAAUGUGGCCUGGAGUGAGUUGAUAAUUCCGUCCGAUGGUUCUGCUGGGCAGUUGCAUAGUACCGGCUAUACUUUGCAAGGUUUACAGUCAGCUAGCGUUUACGAAGUGGUCGUUCUGGCUCGUAAUCGAUAUGGAUGGAGCGAAUCUAGCAAUAUCCUUCGGUUUGCAACCGGUGGAGAAAUCCAACUGGAUAACAAUGGCUUUCAGACAACGGAAAUUGUGGACUACACAGAGGAAAACGAGGAUCCAUACAUCACAGAUAAUGUGAUAACGAAAGAUUUUUACGACUACAGUGAAUUCCAAAUAGCUUCAUCUGAUAGCAAUAAACAAAGCUGUAAGAAAGUGUUAGCUGUUAUUUGUACUAUAUUAUAUUUUACACACAUAAGAUAACAAUUUUAAUAAAAA
Messenger RNA from Uranotaenia lowii, 2287 nucleotides. RefSeq names its product hemicentin-2 (gene wrapper). The record is from RefSeq and is a predicted model, not a curated record. The transcript is spliced from 7 exons. Gene Ontology annotation, cellular component: plasma membrane; neuronal cell body; axon. Lineage: Eukaryota; Metazoa; Arthropoda; Insecta; Diptera; Culicidae. Bases 782 to 2272 code for a protein of 496 amino acids. Gene Ontology annotation, molecular function: protein binding; axon guidance receptor activity. Gene Ontology annotation, biological process: synapse organization; homophilic cell-cell adhesion.